Molecule: messenger RNA, 321 nt
Organism: Scutellospora calospora
Lineage: Eukaryota; Fungi; Glomeromycota; Glomeromycetes; Diversisporales; Gigasporaceae
Source: the annotation of a GenBank genome assembly
AUGCUUUAUAAUUUUGCAACACCUGAAUCUCCUGGAUUUAAAUAUCUGUACCUCUUUAAAGAAGAAUUUCAUGCAGAUAUGAGUGAGAUUCUUAGAGAAGGUCUAACCAUACGUAGAGUUUGUGAAAUUAUCUUACAGAAUCUUGACAAGAAAAUGCUUGCAGACUAUAAAAUUAAACUAACACGAUUUGAUGAAAUAGCAGUCUUUGAUCUUGAGAUUCCAGAUCAAAAUGAUUGGAUUCCUGAAGAAAGUGAAUGGUUUGGAAUAAAAGAUUUCCUUUUUUUUGCUGGAAAAAAUUUUCAAACAUAUAAAUUCAUGUAA